AGGAUAGUAGACCAUAGCAGGUGGCGAGAUGCAGGACAGGGCAGAGGUGACCGUGUAUGACAACUUCCAGCUCAAAGACCAGUGGGAGAAGAGAGCCAAGCUGUUAAGUGACAAAGAAAAUCAGGAGAAGGAAAGGAAGGAAAAAAGUGCCAUCAAUGGGCUUUUUAAGCAGUGGCAGUAUCGCAUGGCAGUCAGGACGGGCACGGAUGCUGUGUCCGAAAAGAAAGUAAAGGGAAGUGACAUGUCUGACUUUAGGAAGUAUGUGGUGAAAGCGUCUGGAGAAGAAGUGGAUAUGGCUCUUUUGGAAGCCAAAUUUAAGGUGAAACCUCCUCCAAAGAAGCCUGCCGCCCCCCCUCCAUCCCCACCGCCGAAGAAGAAACCACCCCCACCACCAAGGAAGGAGAGGCCCCCAAAACCAGUGGAAAAGAAGCCAGAGCCACCCAAAAAGCCGGCCCUGAAACCAGUCGAGAAGCCUCCUCAACCAAUCAAAGACAAUCUCUCUCGCUGGGGUGAGUCAUGGAAGAUGCUCAAAUCUCCCCUUCGCCAGCAGAGGAGUGUGGAAUCAAAGCCAGAAUCCGUGGCACCCCGACAAACGAAUGACAAAACAUACAAGUCCCAGGGGUACGACUUUGACAAGCAGUGGGGAUCCGAAGCGGAAUGGAAAGAGUCAUGGAAGCAGUUGAAAAACCAUUCGGAUGAGGUUUCAAUGGAAAACAUGUCCUUCUUUGAGAUAAUAUCACAGGGGAAGUGGUGGAGGACCUACGAGGAGAUUGAAACCUUUUCUCUUCCUGUUUGGGCUGGCACCUGGAAGACGGUCAACUUUAAACUGGGUCAGACUCCUGAGGACUGGGAUCAGAAAUGGCCCCAAUAUAAACGUGAACCGAGCGAUAAACUUCUGAAGGCUCAGUUUAUGGAAGACACCGUCAGCCUACCUGGAUGGGAGGACUGUUGGAAGACCGCAAAGCCUGAUGUCAAACAAGAAACGGAGAAGACAAAAUUACAAAUCCCCAAUGUCUUCUUACCAGGUUGGAAUGAUUCUUGGAAGACCUGCGAUAUGGGUGUCAAACACAAUGAUCAGGCACCACCAAGUAUGAGGGACUGGCGAGACUCCUGGAACUACUGCCAAGAGCACAAGUGGUUCUCGGCAUCCAUGGAUUCCCGCUAUCGUCAUUAUGCCACGAUGAUGGCAAAGCGCAGACUGACCAAUGAGCUACGGGGCGGUCUGCUCGACAAGGAAAUUCCCUCUGAGUGGAUGGAAUCCUGGAAAUCCCCUCAAUGUCAGUCUCAGACAGAAGAAUCAGAUGAAUCGGAAGCCGUUUCUGAGCAGGACAUGUCAGAUGUACCACUGCAUCUCCAGUUCCACAAGAUAAAUACGCCUUUCCCAUCCUGGACUGAGUCAUGGAAGGUUUCUUCCGCACCUACAGCAGGUGACGAUGAACAGCAGUCCUCCACAGAUUGGAAGGACUCCUGGAAAAUAUCCAAUCCUAAUAUGAGCUCCGAUUCACAGAGCCAUGGAGAUGUCGUGUUUUUGUCUAGAGAGCAUAAGACCCACAGAUACAUGGGUGUCGAGCACGCGGAAGACGCAAUGGGCCAGGAUGAGUGGUCAGAGUGCUGGAAAACGACCAAGCCUGAACCACAGCAGGAGCACGAAGAAGAGAACGCGCCUGACAGAAACGACGACCUCUCUAAACAUUCACCCGUGGUGAUAGACAUCCCUCUGUAUGACUGGACAGAGUCAUGGAGGCUCUCUACUCCCUUCAAGCCUUGUAACUCAAAUUCACUGGCCAGGUGGAAAGAAUCAUGGCGGCUCUCUAAUCUGAACCACGCCGAGCAGCUUGACCAAGGCGUUGUGUCUCGCUUUUACAGACAAAAUGGCCCCAAACAUCACCAGCACCUGUGUGAGGUGGAGUUGCCUCAGGCAGAGUGGAGCAACUCCUGGAAGUACCUCAAGUCGGACACUCUGGACCCGAACAUGAGCAGGGAGGACAGCGAGGAGUGGGGCCAGAGCUGGAGAGUUCUCAACCCCCAACUCUACCUGAAGAAGGAGGCCUGGUGUGACCAGGCAACGCCUGAACCCUUCGCUGAUCUACGUCUGCAGUUUACGUUCUUGUCGAGGGAAGACCGAAUGGUGCUGAAGCCUGAGUUUAGUCCGUCAGAGUGGUCCGAGUCCUGGAGGUUCCUGAAGCAAGAAGCAGACACAAGAUCUAAGUGAAAUUGAAGAAUAUUGCAACAAAAGAACAUACAGUGUAGACAACGUCAUAAUUGAUAGUGUGUCUUUAGCUAUAAGUAUUGCUUUGCAAUAGCUGAUUUGGUGCACCUAGGAAAUAAGACUGUGUGAUUUUGAAAUCCCAACAAUAGCAAUAAAAACGUUAUAAAUAAUCAA
Molecule: messenger RNA, 2383 nt
Organism: Osmerus eperlanus (European smelt)
Lineage: Eukaryota; Metazoa; Chordata; Actinopteri; Osmeriformes; Osmeridae
Exons: 3
Coding region: 29-2212 (727 amino acids)
Source: RefSeq, a predicted model, not a curated record